GCAGCGAGAAGAGUCAAUUCUCCGCUAGCGAUCCGAACGAGUGGACGCGCGCGCGCGCACUCUCUUGCCGCAACCGCUUUGCGUAUCGGAGUUGUGAAUUUGUUGUUGUUGUGCGCAAUUCAUCAGGUUCGUCAGUGUGUGAUUGUGUGCUGAACAAGUGUGCUUUUAUGAAGAAAAUUUCCACACAGAACAGAAACUGAAACAAAAUGUGUAAGGUGUUACUGCUGCUGGUAGCGUGCACAGUUGCACCACUGGUCGCGGAAAGGCUCGCGACGCUGUCAACGCUCGAUCGGCUGGCCGGGUACGCGAGCAAAACCAAUCUGGAGACGGCGCUGGACUACGGCGAAGCAAUCUACGAACGAUCCAAACGCCUCGAAUGCUCGCUAGCGGCCGGCACGCGCACCAAGGUCGUCAAGGGUGGCACCACGUACGCGCAGAUCAUCGACGGCUACCCGACGCCCGGCACCCAGCGGCAGGAUCUGCUCGCCCGCAAAGUGCUGCGUGCGUCCGGCUUCUUCGUCAACCGUUACUGCCUGCCGAGCGGCAUUCCCUCGUACGAGUGUGGCCUCUUCCUUGCCGGCACCGAAAUCCCCCCGUCCACGAUCGCCGAUCAGUGUCGCAGCUUGAUCGAGGCGAAAGAGUACAACGACGAGUACCGGCGACUACUCCCCGCCCUGUACGACGACGGUGUGUACAAGUUCCGGCGCAGCACCGCCGGUGGAGAGCUGCCGGCGGCACGGGACAUCUCGAGCCGCUUCCACGCUGCCCGCAACGGGCGGCAGCCGGCCCCCGACGCACGCCACUCGGUGGCGCUCGUCCAGUGGAGCCAGUUCGUUGAGCACGAUCUUGCGAAAACCACCGUCCAGACGAUGCACGAUGGCACGGGCAUUGAGUGCUGCACGGGCGAGCACGGUCCGCUGUUGCCCCGGUACCGGCAUCCGUCCUGCCAGCCGAUGGAGGUGCGCGAGGACGACCCAUACUACCGCACGUACCGGGCGACGUGUCUGAACUACGUGCGCAGUGCCCUUUCGCUCGGCAGCACCGGCGGUUGCCAUCUCGGGCCGGCGAACCAGCUGAACGCGGCCACCAACCGGUUGGAUCUGUCGCAACUGUACGGCAGUGGGGCGAACGAUACGCGCGUGCUGCGCACGGGCAAGGGCGGUCGGCUGCAGGCGCAGCUAUUCGAUUCGGCCGAGUAUCUGCAGCCGGCGGCCGACGAGCGGCUGUGCGUGGCCGAUGCGAACCUCGAAACCGUUUGCUACGGAUCGGGCGACACGCGCGUCAACGUGAACCCGUACAUUACGCUGCUGCACACGCUGUUCCUGCGGUCGCACAACCGGCUGGCGAAGCAUUUGGCCCAGCUGCGCCCGGACUGGACGGACGAGCGGCUGUUCGCGGUGGCACGGACCGUUAACACGCGCCUCUACCAGCGCAUUGUGCGCGAGUGGUUGCGUGCGGUGGUUGGUGAGGCGGCUGUGGAUCGCACUCCGCCACCGCCCGUCGGUGAACGGAACGAUCGGGUGAGCAACGAGUUUGCAACGGCCGCCAUCCGCUUCUACAACACAAUGAUGCCGGGCGAGAUCGCGAACGCGAUCGGAUCGUACGAUCUCGAGCGUCUGUUCUACCGGCCAAAGGAUCUGCGCAAGCGGGAAUACUUUGCCCAUCUGGUCGGUUCCGUGCUGGGGCAGAACGCAAUGUCCCUCGACACCGCGUACGUGGACGACCUGGCGCAUCUGCUGUUCGGUGUGCGCAACGUGGGGCUCGAUGUGCUCGCGCUCGACAUCCAGCGCGGACGGGAUCAUGGGCUGGCCCGCUACACCGACUACUACGCGCUGUGCACUGGCCGCCCGGUGAGUGGUUGGGCCGACCUCGAGCCGGUGCUGAAAGCGGACGAUUUGGAAAUUGUGCGCGCCUCGUACGCAACCGUGCACGAUGUCGAUCUGAUCGUCGGAGCGAUCGCGGAGCGGCCGGUGAAUGGUGGGAUCGUUGGCCCAACGCUGUCCUGCCUGAUCCGGGAGCAGCUGGACCGAUCGCUAGCGAUCGAGGUCGACUCAUCGCCGGUCCCGUUGGAGCGGGUCGAUGCACUGCUGGCGGAGUACAGUGCGGCACGGUUUAUGUGCGACACGGCACAGGUCGACCGGGUGCAGCGUGACAUUUUCCGCGUCCCAGCGGUCGAUAACCCGCAGAUCCGGUGCGCCCAGUUGCCGUCGCUCGAUCUUGCGCGACUCGUUUAGAGACCCGGUUCUGAGCAGCCGCCGCCCGCAGGUGGGGAUAGAAAGCCGCUGUGGUACAGCCAGUUAACCGGGGGCUGUACGAAAACGCCAUUAACGUGAAGGAGAAAGGUCGAACCGUGUCGUGCGCCGAGGAAGUGACUACUUUAGGGUCAAUUAAUCAUGGUUGAGUGCGUCCCCGCAGCCUCCCAGGCCCCGUGUAGGUCCAGUUCCUCACAAGGCAACGUUAUGUUCGUUAUGCUCCUCCCCCCAUCCUUCUUCAGCAGUCUCUCUUUGCGAGUUAAAAUGUAAAAGCCUAGGUUAAUUGAAUUCGUAGUAAUAUGUAGUGUGAGUGUUUGAAUCAAUUUUCGUAAGCAAAUAAAAGCAUCAGUCUUCGCUGAGAAGCUUGUAAUCGAA
Molecule: messenger RNA, 2627 nt
Organism: Anopheles arabiensis
Lineage: Eukaryota; Metazoa; Arthropoda; Insecta; Diptera; Culicidae
Product: peroxidase
Exons: 1
Coding region: 207-2234 (675 amino acids)
Biological process (GO): response to oxidative stress
Molecular function (GO): peroxidase activity; heme binding
Source: RefSeq, a predicted model, not a curated record